Molecule: messenger RNA, 384 nt
Organism: Talaromyces amestolkiae
Lineage: Eukaryota; Fungi; Ascomycota; Eurotiomycetes; Eurotiales; Trichocomaceae
Exons: 2
Coding region: 1-384 (127 amino acids)
Source: RefSeq, a predicted model, not a curated record
AUGGGAAGCGUGUGCUCAAAGUCAGCUAACAAGUCUGACGACACUUUCUCCCAGCCAGGCCGUGUGCUCGGAUCCUCGGCCGCUUCAGGAACACCUAACCAACCUGCCCGCGCAGCAGUCCCUGGUAACGUUGUAUCACAGGGUCCAGGCAGGACGCUUGGUGGUGCGUCUUCACCACAGGACACUGCUGAUGCCAGGGCCAAAGCCGCCGAGGCUGCUCAAAAACGCGCAGAGGCAUUGAACGCUUCCAGUAAAGGGAAGCUAGGAAGUCAGUUGGCUGCUCAGAAAGCUCGAACGCAAACACAAACUCUCGGUGCGGCCAGUCAGGCGGAAGUCGCAGCUAGAAAUGCGGACAGUGCCGCAGAAACCAGACAAUGGAAUUGA